GGCAGACACGGAUCCGGCCCCGCGACGGUGCGCGCGAGCCCGACGGCAACGUCCAAACUGCCCGCUACCCAAAAUUCCAAAUACAGACGUUCGGUUAACAGCGGCGUGUUUCUAUAAGGGCUACUGGUGUGAGAAAAUCGGUGCCUUUUCCGUCGCCUAAGGCGUUCUAAAAACACCCGGGACGACUGAGGUCGCCCCUUCGGCCGCUGCAACGACGAGCUACCUGCCAUCUGAGGGGCGCUUGCUAAGUGCGUGCAGGCAAAGACCAACGCGCCCUCGCAGGUCGUCCGUUCACGGUCACGGCGAACUCGGCGGUGCUGGGUCCAGACUCCGGCUGGACCACCCUGAGCUUCUAGCCGGGACGGCUCGGAAGCCGACUGUCAGCCCGUCUCCUGUCUCGCUAAUUCCGAGGCAAGCCCCUUCCCGCGCUUACCAGGAAUGUUGGCGACCAGAGUAUUUAGCCUGAUUGGCAGGCGUGCAAUUUCCACCUCGGUGUGUGUCCGGGCCCAUGGAAGUGUUGUAAAGAGUGAAGAUUUUGCUCUCCCGGGUUAUGUGGACCGCCGUGACUACCCCUUGCCCGAUGUGGCCCACGUCAAGAACCUGUCUGCCAGCCAGAAGGCCUUGAAGGAAAAGGAGAAGGCUUCCUGGAGCAGCCUCUCCAUUGAUGAGAAAGUUGAACUGUACCGCCUAAAGUUCAAGGAGAGCUUCGCUGAGAUGAACAGGAGCACAAACGAGUGGAAGACAGUGGUGGGCGCGGCCAUGUUCUUCAUCGGUUUCACUGCGAUCCUCCUCAUCUGGGAGAAGCACUAUGUGUACGGCCCCAUCCCGCACACCUUUGAAGAGGAGUGGGUGGCCAAGCAGACCAAGAGGAUGCUGGACAUGAAGGUGGCCCCCAUCCAGGGCUUCUCGGCCAAGUGGGACUACGACAAGAACGAGUGGAAGAAGUAAGGCCCCGCGGUUCCCGAGUCUGCACCUCACCUGUCCAGUCACCUCCAUGCAGCUCCGCAUGUUCACUGGAAGUGCUGUGUCGCAGCACCAGUGCUAAUAAACGUGCAGUUUACGUGAA
Molecule: messenger RNA, 1066 nt
Organism: Odocoileus virginianus texanus
Lineage: Eukaryota; Metazoa; Chordata; Mammalia; Artiodactyla; Cervidae
Source: RefSeq, a predicted model, not a curated record